AUGUUGUGCUGGGGAAAUGCAUCUUUUGGACAGCUUGGAUUGGGUGGAAUUGAUGAAGAGAUUGUUUUAGAACCCAGAAAAAGUGACUUUUUCUUAAAUAAAAGGGUCAGAGAUGUAGGAUGUGGACUGAGACAUACUGUUUUUGUCCUGGAUGAUGGGACUGUUUAUACCUGUGGAUGCAAUGAUCUAGGACAACUAGGCCAUGAAAAAGCCAGGAAAAGACCGGAGCAUGUAGGUGCCCUGGAUGCCCAAAAUAUUGUUGCUGUGUCAUGUGGAGAAGCCCACACGCUUGCAUUAAAUGACAAGGGUCAGGUCUAUGCUUGGGGUCUGGCUACUGAUGGACAGCUUGGCUUGCCGGGAACAGAGGAAUGCGUCAGAGUGCCCAGAAAUAUUAAAAGCUUAUCAGAGAUCCAGAUUGUUCAAGUUGCUUGUGGUUAUUAUCACUCACUAGCACUCUCAAAAGGAAGUGAAGUGUUUUCCUGGGGACAAAAUAAAUAUGGCCAGCUGGGCUUAGGUUAUGAGUAUAAAAAACAGAACUCGCCACAUGUUAUUAAAUCUCUGCUGGGAAUCCCAUUUGCACAAAUUGCAGCAGGAGGAGCUCAUAGCUUUGUACUAACUCUUUCUGGAGCCAUUUUUGGAUGGGGACGCAACAAAUUUGGACAGCUGGGUCUUAAUGAUGAUAAUGACAGGUAUGUUCCUACACUGCUGAAGUCACUGAGAACUCAGAAGAUUGUUCAUAUAUGUUGUGGAGAGGAUCAUACUGCUGCCCUUACAAAGGAAGGUGGGGUUUUUACAUUUGGAGCUGGAGGCUAUGGUCAGUUGGGUCAUAACUCUACCAGCCAUGAGAUAAACCCAAGGAAAGUUUUUGAGCUUAUGGGAAGUGUUGUCACCCAAAUCACUUGUGGCAGGCAGCACACUACUGCGUUUGUUCCUUCAUCUGGAAGAAUUUAUUCUUUUGGACUCGGAGGUAAUGGGCAGUUAGGUACCGGAACAACCAGUAACAGGAAAAGCCCCUUCACAGUGAAAGGAAACUGGCUUCCCUACAGUACCCAGUGCCCGAUAACCACAGACAGUGAGGAGUGUUACUGUGUAAAGAGAAUUUUCUCUGGUGGGGACCAAAGUUUUGCACACUACUUUUAUCCACAGAACAUGGUGCCACCAGAUGAUUUUAGGUAUCCUGACUUCUUGAAGCAGAUCUGGACUGUGAAUGAAACAUUUAUUCAAAGAUUGCUGACUUUCCCAUCUGGAAGACUUCCUGUAGAGAUAGCUAAUGAAAUUGAUGGAACGUUCUCCUCAGCCGGGUGUCUGAACGGGAGCUUUUUGGCUUUGAGCAAUGAUGACCAUUACAAAACUAGCACUAGAUUCUCAGGGGUUGAUAUGAAUGCUGCUAGACUACUGUUUCACAAACUUAUACAGCCUGACCACACUCAUAUAUCACAACAGGUGGCAGCUAGUUUGGAAAAGAAUCUGAUUCCCAAAUUGACCAGCUCCUUACCAGAUGUUGAAGCUUUGAGACUGUAUCUCACUCUACCAGAGUGCCCACUGAUGAGUGAUGCAAACAACUUCACGACGUUAGCUAUUCCUUUUGGAACAGCUAUUCUAAACCUAGAGAAAGCUCCUUUGAAAGUUCUUGAAAACUGGUGGUCUGUACUUGAACCUCCGUUGUUCCUCAAGAUAGUUGAGCUCUACAAGGAUGUAGUAGUCCACCUUUUGAAGUUGUGCAAGAUUGGCGUUCCAGCUUCUGAAAGAAGAAUACUUACGAAUUUUCUACACACGGCUUUCAGAGUUCUGGAAAUACUCCAUAGAGUAAAUGAAAGAGGACAAGUUAUACAGUAUGACAGAUUUUACAUUCAUGAAAUACAAGAUUUGAUAGAUAUCAGAAAUGACUAUGUCAGCUGGGUCCAGCAGCAGGUGUUUGGAAUGGAUGUCAACCAUGGAUUAACUGAGUUAACAGAUAUUCCUGUUACAAUAUGCACAUACCCAUUUGUGUUUGAUGCCCAAGCAAAGACAACUCUCCUACAAACAGAUGCAGUCAUACAGAUGCAGAUGGCUGUUGAUCAGGCUCACAGGCAGAAUUUGUCUUCUCUCUUUCUGCCAGUAUUUGAAUCUGUCAACCCAUGCCUGAUAUUAAUGGUACGGAGAGACAAUAUUGUAGGAGACGCUGUGGAAGUCCUAAGGAAAACAAAGAACGUAGACUACAAGAAGCCACUCAAGGUUAUUUUUGUAGGAGAGGAAGCAGUUGAUGCUGGAGGUGUUCGCAAAGAAUUUUUCUUGCUUAUCAUGAGGGAGUUGCUAGAUCCCAAAUAUGGAAUGUUCAGAUAUUAUGAAGAGUCCAGGCUGAUCUGGUUCUCUGAUAAGACCUUUGAAGACAGUGACUUGUUUCAUUUGAUUGGUGUUGUCUGUGGGCUAGCAAUAUAUAAUUUUACUAUUGUAGACCUUCAUUUCCCUUUGGCUUUGUACAAAAAGCUAUUGAAUAAGAAACCAUCCCUGGAUGAUUUAAAAGAGCUGAUGCCAGAUGUCGGCAGGGGAAUGCAACAAUUACUGGACUAUCCAGAGGAUGACAUAGAGGAAGCCUUUUGUCUUAAUUUUACUAUCACUGUGGAAAAUUUUGGUACAACGGAAAUCAAAGAGCUCGUUCCUAAUGGUGCUGACAUUCCUGUAGUCAAACAAAAUAGGCAAGAUUUUGUAGAUGCGUAUGUAGAUUACAUCUUCAAUAAAUCUGUGGCUUCCUUAUUCAGUGCAUUCCAUGCAGGCUUCCACAAAGUAUGUGGAGGUAAAGUUCUUCAGCUCUUCCAGCCCAGCGAGUUGCAGGCAAUGGUAAUUGGGAACACAAAUUAUGACUGGAAAGAACUGGAGAAGAAUACGGAAUACAAAGGAGAAUACUGGGCAGAGCAUCCUACGAUUAAAAUAUUCUGGGAGGUUUUUCAUGAGUUGUCUUUGGAGAAGAAAAAACAAUUCUUGCUGUUUCUGACAGGCAGCGAUCGUAUUCCGAUUCUGGGAAUGAAGUGUCUUAAACUAGUCAUCCAGCCAACCGGAGGCGGUGAAGGGUAUCUUCCGGUAGCUCACACUUGCUUUAAUCUUCUCGAUCUUCCAAAAUACACAGAUAAAGAAACCCUAAAAUCUAAGUUGAUCCAGGCUAUAGACCACUACGAAGGUUUCAGUUUAGUAUAACUUCUGGAAUGGGAGUUCUGUGUAACAUGGGAUCAUUAAACUAACUUUUUGUGUCUUUCUUGUGGUAAAUUGAGUGGAUUAAAUGGAGGAGUUGAUAAUAUAACUGAUUAUUUGCGAAGCUGUUCAGUGGUACGGAUAUUCAUGGGAGCCAAAAAA
Messenger RNA from Apaloderma vittatum (bar-tailed trogon), 3327 nucleotides. RefSeq names its product HECT and RLD domain containing E3 ubiquitin protein ligase 4 (gene HERC4). The record is from RefSeq and is a predicted model, not a curated record. The coding region runs from base 1 to 3171 and encodes 1056 amino acids. Gene Ontology annotation, molecular function: ubiquitin-protein transferase activity. Lineage: Eukaryota; Metazoa; Chordata; Aves; Trogoniformes; Trogonidae. The transcript is spliced from 24 exons.